Molecule: messenger RNA, 2176 nt
Organism: Amoebophrya sp. A120
Lineage: Eukaryota; Dinophyceae; Syndiniales; Amoebophryaceae
Source: the annotation of a GenBank genome assembly
GUUUCGCGAGACCCGGACUCCAUCUCGCGGGUUUUCCAUUCGGGACCAGCUGCGUGAGAUUCGAAUAAUUUCUCCUCGCGUUGGAAGACCAAUUCUACCACGUUCACCACGAUGCUGCGGCGCAGUCUCGUGUUCUCUACCACAUCCACCAGUGCGACGCUGGCGUUGCAGCAAAGUUCCAAGAAUAGAAACGAGUACGCAAUACCGCUGGAGUCCUCGGGGCAAAUCGACUUGGGAGACCAGGAACGCAGGGACGAUGAAGAUUCCACACGGCCGCCAGGGAGCGCUUUGAUGAAGGAAAAACAGAAAGUGUUUGAAGGCGGCACGACGAGGACAGCAGAUAGAAGGUCCUCGUCUUCGAGUUCCUCUUCGACCACUACUAAAAGUGAUCCAACUUCUGCGCAAGCGGAUUUGAGGACAGGCGAGGCACAGACAGGAAAAGGCACUGCUGCUUCGAAAGCAUCCUCUGUAGUCACCACCAGCAAAAGCUCCAAAACGUCCAAAAAUAAGCGGAAGGAGCGACGCCAAGAGGCCGUAGAUGCGGGGAAGAAAUCAAUUCCAAAAAAGAAAAUGAUGCACGACGAAGUACUCGUGGAUCCGGAUGCGAGUACGUCUUUAGACGACACAAUCUCGGCGGAUGAUGCAGAAGAAGGUUUGGCGGCUACAGCAAGAAGAAGUGUUGAGCAAGUGAAGAAAGAUGAUAUCGCUAAUAUCGCACAGCAGGAAGGUAGAACCAAGAAUCAUCACCAGGUCGAGGACACGAUAAUUCCCCUCCAGGGAGACGAGGGAGACCAGGUCCAUCAUCCGGAAGCCGGUCUGCUCGACUCCAACUCCGGAACUUCAGGGAAGCUGCAAGCUGCGACCCAGCUGAAACACACGGUCCGGUCCAGGGUCGCUUCCACCAUGCACGAAUCCCUCGCGAAAGCCGGGAGCGAAGCCUGGUCCGCCACCUGGCACUACACGGUGAAAUUCGACCGCCCCAACGCCGACCACGCCGGCGGGGUGCUGUUCGUCGCCGGUCUCCUUCGGGACGAGGAUUUUCUGCGGGAGUUGCAGGAGCAGCUCGGGGCGGACACCACGCUGGCCACCGAGCAACCGGCCAUCAUCGAGGCCGAGGCGAUUGAGGCCGAGGAAGCCUGCGAACUGUCCAUCAAGUUGGCCGCCGCGGAGGCGGCCGAGGCCGCGCAGAAGGACCCGCUCCCGCUGGAAGCGCAGAUCUUGGUGAUCGUGCUGUGCCUUUUUCAAAUGGUUCUGACCGUCCACGUUUUGAUCACCAGCGACUUGCCGCCCCUGGAGCCGGAACCCGUCUACGAGCCGGAAAAGGAAGAAGUCAAGCUACGGGACGAAAGGCGGAGGCAAAUGCUGGUCGGAGAUGUCAUGCUGUUACUUGUGUAUAUUAUAAUAGAUAGGCAGACUACAGGGGUGGAGUUUGUUUCUGUUACUGUUUCUGUAUAUUUCCGCACUUCAUGCUGUUUCACCAUGGUGGAGCACAGAAAUGGUCAGCAUGACACGAGCACGACCCAUUUUUCUAGUUCAUACGCUGUCGAAGUCAAAGCUCCGGGCCCAGCGAUCGACCUAUCGAAAGUCCCCGGAAAGAAAGCGGAGGGGGAGGCGGAAGGUUCAAUGACUCAGUUUGAGUUUUUCUUGCGAGGACGCGACCAUCCAGCACGAUGACUAUAGGAUAGAUACUGAGACUCUUCUAAAUUCAUGCUUAUCUGCUUACCUGGCACUUACUCUUUAUUUCGGCUUUCAUCAAAUCAAGUCGCGCACGAAACAAACAACAAACAGCUCCCGAGGCACCGGUGAUCCAGGGUUCGGGCGCAGCGUUCAGCGGCGCUGGAUCCUCUGCGGUUGGCGGGUCGUCCGCUUUCGGUGGCGGCUCCUCUGCGAUGGGUGGCGGUUCUUCUGCCUUUGGCGGGGGAUCGUCCGCAAUGGGCGGGGGUUCGGCGGCAUUUGGAGGAGGUAUUAUUUAACAAUAUGUUCUUCCUGCAGUACAAACGCAGUUCUUGCAGAAAACGAAACCCUUUAUCACCCGAUCCUGAUUUUUUCUGACUCUGGAAUCUUGAAAUGCAUCUACAUUUGGAUUUUCUCUGUGCAGGCACAGACCAAUAUGUCUGAACAUAAUUACAGGCUCUUCUGCUAUGGGCAAAGGUUCAGCUGCUUUCGGCGGAGGAAG